This is a messenger RNA of Lolium rigidum, 2060 nucleotides long. Its product is annotated as transcription termination factor MTERF2, chloroplastic. Gene Ontology annotation, biological process: regulation of DNA-templated transcription. NCBI's taxonomy places the organism in Eukaryota, Viridiplantae, Streptophyta, Magnoliopsida, Poales, Poaceae. The transcript has 6 exons. The record is from RefSeq and is a predicted model, not a curated record. The coding region runs from base 29 to 1831 and encodes 600 amino acids. Gene Ontology annotation, molecular function: double-stranded DNA binding.
CCGCUGCACCUUCUUCCACUCGUCUCCAAUGGCGGCCACCACUCUCCCACGCUCCCACCUCCGCCUUCACCUCCCACUCCACACCCCCAGCCCCGGCUGCCCUCGCCGGCGCCGCCUCCUUCCCGCCUCAUCUCGCCUCCAGAACCCCACCACAACCACAACCACCCACUACCCCAUCCUCCCGCCAGCCCCCUCCCCUUCCCUCCUCGUGGCAGAGGAGGCCUCCAUCGCCCCGCGCCGCACCCACCGAUUCCCGGGCUCUGUCACUCCACCGCGCCCACCGGACUCCUCCGGGGACCUCGACGUCCCGGCCGACGAUGACGUCCUGCGCCGCGCGCUCGAGGUGCGCCGCGCCGUGGCCGCCGAGGCGCUCGUGGCCGCGCUCAGCGGCGGGAAGGCCGGGGGCCUCACCUACGUCAAGAACCUCACCUCACGGAUGGCCCCCUUCGUCGACCACGUCGUCGUCGGGGCCGCCGCCAUGCGCCGCGACCGCCCCGACCUCGCGCACCAGUCCUUCAACGCGCGGGCACGCACCUACAUCCAGGAAUCGGGCGUGGUCGACCUAGUCAAGUGGUUCAAGCACAACUCCUUGACAUACCCCCAGAUCGCGAAAGUAGUCUGCUCCUGCUCCGGCGAUCUGGAGAAAGUGAGGAGGAUGCUCAAGUGGCUGAGGUCAAUCUAUGUGAAAGGAGAAUUUCUGGGACGUGUGCUUGCACGGGGUGAGUCCCUCAUGAGCCGCAGCUUCGAAGAGUUGGAAGAGAUUGUCGGCUAUCUGGAGUCAUGUGGUGUUAGGAGGGACUGGAUCGGCCACGUCGUCAGUAGAUGUCCGCAGCUGCUGACUCUGUCCUUCGAUGAGCUAGAGACACGGGUGCGGUUUUAUACAGAUAUGGGAAUGAACGAGAAUGACUUCGGCACUAUGGUCUACGAUUAUCCUAAAGCUCUUGGGUUUCUCAGCCUACAAGAGAUGAACAGUAAGGUUCAAUAUCUGAAAGAGUUUGGUUUGAGCACUGAAGAGCUUGGAAAAAUAUUGGCUUUCAAGCCACAGCUGAUGGCCUGCAGCAUUGAAGAAAGGUGGAAGCCACUUGUCAAGUACCUGUACCAUCUAAACAUUUCAAAGGAUGGUAUGAAACGUAUGUUGGUGGUCCAACCAACGAUUUUCUGUCUUGAUUUGGAGACAGUAAUUGCACCAAAGGUACAGUUUCUACAGGAUAUUGGUGUGAGGAAUGAUACAGUCGGCAAUGUGCUUGUGAAGUUCCCACCUGUACUUACUUACAGCCUGUACAAGAAGUUACGGCCAGUGGUUAUAUUCCUGAGGACAAAAGCCGGAGUAACGCAGGAUGACAUUGGGAAGGUCAUUGCCUUGGACCCACAACUCAUGGGCUGCAGCAUCGUGCACAAAUUGGAAGUCAGCGUCAAGUACUUCCGGUCACUGGGCAUCUUCCAUUUCGUGCUUGGCCAGAUGGUUGCAGACUUCCCAACACUUCUCCGAUACAAUGUGGAUGUUUUAAGGCCGAAAUACCAGUACCUCAGGCGUGUCAUGGUGCGGCCGCUCAAAGAUCUUAUCGAGUUCCCCCGGUUUUUCAGUUACUCUUUGGAGCACAGGAUAGAGCCCCGGCACAAAGUUCUGGUGGCGAAUAGGAUUAACAUGAAGCUGCGCUACAUGCUGCCAGGUUCAGACGAGGAGUUUGCGCAGAGGGUGCGAGAUGCUGUCGAAAGGAGAGCGAGAUUUGAAGCUGGAGAGGCUACUCCAGAGACAUCAAUUGCACCGGAUACACCUACCGGUGAUGGAGGUGUAGCAGCACAUUGUGAAGACAGCAUGGAGGAAGCUUAACGCAUAACACGCAGUAUCUAUACAUCUUUUAAAACAGAAGGGUUCGUCCUUGUCCUACUUGUACAGAUUUGUGGGCAAAGGGGAGAUCAGAAAGCUAUCCAUGUUUCAAAUUGUGGUUGGUAAGUGUUGUGCUGUUGGUGGUACCCACUGUGAGCCUAUUGGAACCUUUGUGACAACACCAGAUGUGGUGAAUUCUUGCGGAGCAACAGGAGGAGCACAAAGUUCACCA